Messenger RNA from Blumeria graminis f. sp. triticale, 378 nucleotides. NCBI's taxonomy places the organism in Eukaryota, Fungi, Ascomycota, Leotiomycetes, Helotiales, Erysiphaceae. The record is from the annotation of a GenBank genome assembly.
AUGAACCGAAUUUUCCUGCUCAUAUAUGUCGGACUUCAAUUUGCAGCCUCCAGCGUUGCAGCGCUUAAUAUCGCUAAAUCAACCUGCAUGGAUGUUGAAUUUUCAGCAGAUUUAAUAGAUGCCGCGCUCAAUGAAGGCUGUUAUGAAUUGCAGCAUUCACAAGAAGCUUCGUUGACCGGCCCUAGAGUGAUGAAAUACAACAGGCAGAGCAGGGAAUAUAGUUAUCCUAUCAACACUCUGAAUUACAGGGAGCAAAUAGCUGGCAGAUUCAUACCGUAUGUCAGCUACGACAGCAGUUGCGCGUUCAAAUCAUUUCUUUAUUCCCUGAAUAGAGAAAGUGGACCGCCUAGACACACUUGUGAAACCGUGCACAAUUAA